Messenger RNA from Anarrhichthys ocellatus (wolf-eel), 4488 nucleotides. RefSeq names its product cnksr family member 3 (gene cnksr3). The record is from RefSeq and is a predicted model, not a curated record. Gene Ontology annotation, biological process: regulation of signal transduction. Gene Ontology annotation, cellular component: membrane; cytoplasm. The transcript has 25 exons. Lineage: Eukaryota; Metazoa; Chordata; Actinopteri; Perciformes; Anarhichadidae. Gene Ontology annotation, molecular function: protein binding. The coding region runs from base 151 to 3168 and encodes 1005 amino acids.
UCGCGCGUGUAUACGGAGCUGUUUAGUGGGUGAACACAAACAGACGAGCAGCACCGACCUGUUGACAAUGUGACAGCAUAUAUUUUUUUUAAUUUAAAUUGUACAACCCCGUCGCCAAACUUUGGCACCUUUUGUUGCGUUAAAGAAGCCAUGGAGCCGAUAACAAAGUGGACGCAAAAGCAAGUUGUAGAAUGGAUGAGAGGUUUGGAUGACAGCCUGCAGCAGUAUGUGAGCAACUUUGAGCUGGAGAAGAUCAGCGGGGAGCAGCUGCUGAAGAUCACGCAUCAAGACCUGGAGGAGCUCGGCGUGGCCAGGAUUGGACACCAAGAACUGGUGCUGGAGGCCGUCGAUCUGCUCUGCGCUCUGAACUAUGGGGUGGAGACAGACAACUUGAAGAAUCUGGUUGUGAGGAUGAGAGCCGCCACCAACAGUCUACACAUGGCCACGUCUGACCGCAGAAAAAGCCCCGUGUACGAGGGCAGCAUGUCACGCAAGCCGCCCAACGACUUCCUCACCUCUGUGGUCGAGCUGAUCGGCGCUGCAAAGAGCCUCCUGGCUUGGCUCGACAGGACGCCUCUUACGGGGAUCAGUGACUUCACAGCCACCAAGAACAAGAUCAUUCAGCUGUGCCUGGAGCUCACCACCACAGUUCAACAGGACUGCAGUGUUUACGAGAUGGAAGAGAAGAUCCUGGAAGUUUCUAAGAUUUUGAACAGCAUCUGUGAUCAGACCGUGAGAACGACCUCUGACCCCCUGAUGAGCCAGUCGGCCUGCUUGGAUGAGGUCCAGCUGACCGAUAUCAAACCAGGAGAGGGUCUGGGGAUGUACAUCAAGUCUACCUACGAUGGGUUACAUGUCAUCACAGGAACCACAGAACAUUCACCAGCAGACCUGAGCAGGAAGAUCCAUGCUGGUGAUGAGGUGAUCCAGGUCAACCAGCAGACAGUGGUGGGCUGGCAGCUGAAAAACCUGGUUGUCAAACUGAGGGAGGACCCCAAGGGUGUGGUUCUACUCCUGAAGAAGAGGCCCUCAGGCACAACAGGUUUCACCCCCGCCCCACUCAAGAACAUGCGCUGGAAGCCCGCAGUACAACAGAACAAUUCCUCCCUGAUCAAAGUCCAGUCUCCCUGCGGCUCAGCUAACGGAUCGACCAAAAAGGAGAAGUCUGCUAUCCUGAACUUGUACAUCCCCCCUCCUCCUCCAAUGCCGUACACCCCACGAGAGGAGAGAACGGACUCCUUCCACAGCAGCAUUAGUAAAAGACCAAAGGGCUCCGAGUCACCCAACUCCUAUCUGGACCAGGAGAGCAGAAGACGCUGCACCAUCGCAGAUUACGACCAGCUGAGCGCCGGCUGUCCCAUCGAGGCCAACGUGAUCCAGCCCAGAAUGAGGGAGCACAAGUCCUCGGGUGGUAAGCCCCGGCCGCUCUCCAUGCCCGCGGACACCUGCGUUGGAGUGGUGGAUCCCUACGCUAAGCCCUGGAACCAGGGAAGGAAAGGUGAGGACCUCCUGUACAGAUACCUGAGCAAUGAGAGGAUCCCCACCAUUGCAGAGGAGGUCCCCUCGGUGUCUCCACCCUACAGGCCCGCGGGGGAGCGUCACCUGGUCCGGGUGGACCACAUCCGGGGCAGCCGCUACUACUCCAACCACGACCUCCACAACAGCGCCACCAUCCCCUACCAGGAGGACAUCAAAAAGGCCCCCGUAGGCCCCGCCUCCAAGCGUGCAACGGCAGAACGCUCACUACUGGGACCUGACUGGCACUCUAGCAGUGACUUCCUCAACCGGUAUAAUCAACCACAAAUACGAUCCUGGUCCUUCUCUCAAGCAGCUGCCUUCCCAAUAUCGGUGCCCCCUUCAAUGGCUGCCGAUGACUACAACCCUGUCUCCCUCCGGCACAAAUGCAAGAGGAAGAUUCGAGGAGGCAAUGGUACGAUGAGCAGAAGACGGAUCUCGGUCAAAGAGCUGGGUCCCCCAGACCACCAGGGCUGGCUGUACAGGAAGAAAGAGAGCAAAGGCUUCCUGGGCAUCAAAUGGAAGAAGUACUGGUUUGCGCUGAAGAGGACAGCUCUGUACUGGUACACCAACCAGCUGGCGGAGAAGGCUGAAGGCUACAUUGACCUCACCAACUUCAUGAUUGACAGAGCCAUAGAGUGCAAGAAGAAACAUGCGUUCAAAGCUUGCCACCCACACGUCAUGAUGUUUUAUUUUGCUGCUGAGAGCCACGAGGAGAUGAACUUAUGGUUGAAUAAGCUCGGGCUAGCCUCCAUUCAAUAUGAGCCAACAGAACGAAACACUGCAGUCGAGUGUUAUAGUGAAGCCAGUGACCAUGAAGAAGCUGAAAGCACAGAGAUUCCCCCUCCACCAUACUCUGAACAAACCCUCCGGGACUCCGUGGAUGCGUCCGGUCCACCUGGAAGCACGCAUCAAGGUACACUUCCUCCCCCCUACUCCUCCGCAGUCCCCAGCGAAGCCAACGGUUCGCUCUCGUCGCCCGUCAGUACCAUGACAUCACAGAGCUCCAGCUCCUCGCUCGCCAAGCACCGGCAGUCCUGGUUGGACCUGGUGUCGCAGGCGUCCCCGUCCACUGCGGAAACGGCGGCGGUGUGCUCGGUUCAAGUGCACUCGCAUCGCCCCCCGCGACCGGAGACGGAGGAAGAAGAUGACCCCCAGGUGCCGGAGAGCUCGUCUCACCAGGACCCAUCGGAAACGUGGUCCGAGGAAGACUGCCCUGCUGCGGAGGCACAGACGCCGGUUUCUGGUGCUGGAAAUAAAGGCGACAGUGUGAACGGCUCGGAUGAGAUGGAGAAGCUUUAUAUUCACCUAAAAGAGGCCAGCCUCUCCCCAAUAGGAGAUCGUAAACCAUCUACCAAAAGGGAAUUCCGAGCAUCCUUCGUGAAACGCUGUAAAAACCACGCCGUCAACAAUAAACUGCACCUUAUCAGGACUCUCAACAGCACAUUAAAGUCAAAAGAGGCGGACCUACAGGCAAUAGAUCAGGUGCUGUCGGACCCGCGGCUUACCUCAAACAAGUUCAGAGUGUGGAAGGAGGCCAAUGAGCCUUUGGUGCAUGAGAUCUGUGACCGACAGGACCAGCAGGUGGCAACAGAGGCCACAAAAGCCGCAGCAUCAGCCAUUGCUGUUCCAGUGAUUGAGACCAGUUUAUAAAGACUCGUCAGGACUGGACUCGGGAGGUCUUUACAUGUUUUUGGACACACACAGACACACACACUGCUGUUUUCAAUUGAGACUACUGUUCCGUAUCAGCAGACGUUGAGUACUAAUAGACAAGUAACUGGAUCGAUGAAGAAGAGUGUUUUUUAAGUUCCCAAAUGGAUAUGACGCAGACAUUUUAUGAUUAGCAGAUCACAUUAAAAUGUGUCUUAGUAUUACUUCUACUGUUUAAUUUGUCAGGUUAGCAAAUUUGACAGAUGAUUGUUUUUAUGUUGUAAUUUCCGUGAACCCAUUCAUACAUUGUUUUAUUUUCUGGAAUGAUGCAGUACGUUGUAAUAAUGGAUACAUUGUUCACUUUUUUUGAAACACUUUUACUUUUUUACAGUAUGUUUUAUGCUUUGAUUUCAUCAGUAAUGAACACAUUUUAACUGUUACUGUUCAGCCAAUUAUUGGUGCCAUGCACCAUCACUGCCUGUUACACAUGUGUUAUACAGCAACUAUUGUCAAUGAUUGGUAAGUGCUGCUCGCCCUAGAAAUAAUGUCAUCGUACUAGAAACUGAACACCAGGGGCCUUCGCUAAUUGAAUAAAUGUUGGUCAUAAUUUCAGAUUUUAAAAGUCAACGUGUCAAAUUAUUGUUACUUAAAGCCAAGACAUAAGAAAUCCCCUCAUUCCCAUAGAAAAAGGCUAUGUAAUGACUCAUUUUGCAUUCUACUUAACCAAAACAAACUAUUUUUAGAUGGAUAAUUCCAACAUGUAUGCAUACAUGCUUUAUGCAACAUUGACAGUGACAUGCAACUUAAUUUAUAUUUUAUUGCAAAUGUGAGAAAGACUUAAUUACUAACCAAUGCUAUAUACAGUCUUAUUGGACUUAAGGCAGGGUGUAGUAGGAUUAAUUUGCAUUUAAACACAUGAUGCAUGGUGGAUAAUUCUCAGGAAAACAUACCCUGUAAUAUAUUCUUUAAGGCAGACCACCUUGGCCCCUUACAAACAAGUCCAGCAGACUCGAGCCCUGUAGUUACACAUAAGCAGCACGUUAUUCAGAUACAAACAUCAGACAUUAUGCAUAUCAUCCAAUGAGCAACAGGUUUAUGGAAGGCCAGCAGGGGCCUCUGACAUGGUGACAACACCUACUGGUAGGGGCCCAACCAAGCUCCAGGCACAAAGAUGUAUUUUUUUUUCUGGAUUAUGUUUCAUAUGUUGUGCAUGUUAAAUAUGAAUUCAGUGUAAAUAGUUGUACAUUGAUGUACUUUGAUUCUGGUAUGAAAGUUAGCGUGCUUGUUUGUAUACAGGGUAAUAAAGUGUUAUUACAAAAA